CCUCUCUGGUGCAAACGACAACCCUGUUAUCGGUUAUCGAUGGUGUGCGCCGAGAACAAGUGUGUUUAACCGUGUUGUUCUGGUGCUAUUGCUUCACUGUAAAGCCUAGUAGAUUGUUGUUUGCUUUCUGCGGUCACAAUUUGAAUGUGUGUUGUUUUCCCCGACUUCAGAAAAACGGUAGGAGGGCACGAGAGGAGGAGGAGGGAAGCCAGCCGAUAUAUUGUUUUCAGCAGGCUAGCUAACUUUAUGAGAGUGUAAAAGCUAACGACUCGACUCUAACCGUUUGCAGGGAAGCAGGUAACUCGGUUAAAAUGAUGACUUUCUCGGCUCUGGUUAGACCUCUGGCUUCACAGAUUCACCGACAGCUCGCCAGACAAGCCAGGAGUCACCGGAUAACGCCUGUCAGAGGAUGUAACCUGACUGCGUGCUCAAGCAAAUAUGUGCUGUCUCAGAUGCAUCCCAUGUGGCAGGGACCCCUCGUGGUACCGGGAGGGGAUCGUCAGUCUCCAAUUGAUAUUGUCGUACGCAAGAGCAUCUUUGAUUCAAAGCUGAAGCCUCUGGUUACCAAAUACGACCCGCAUACUUGCCAACAAAUCUGGAACAACGGUUACUCCUUUCUGGUCGAGUACGAUGACACUACAGACAAGUCCACGCUACAAGGGGGCCCCAUGGAAGACAAAUUUAGGCUUUGCCAGUUCCACUUCCACUGGGGUGAGACCAACGCCUGGGGCUCAGAGCACACCGUGGACAAGAAGUUGUUCCCCGCUGAGCUCCACUUGGUCCACUGGAACUCUGACAAGUACAGCCUGUUUGAGGAGGCAGUGAUGGAGGAUAACGGGCUGGCGGUUAUUGGAGUUUUUCUGAAGGUGGGAAAGAGACACGAGGGGCUGCAGAAACUGGUGGACGCUCUGCCUGCAAUCAGACACAAGGACAGUGUAGUAGAGUUUAACCGGUUCGACCCUGGCUGUCUGUUACCCACCAACACAGAUGACUACUGGACGUACCACGGCUCUCUAACCACGCCUCCUCUGACAGAGUCGGUUACCUGGCUGAUUAUGAAACAGCACAUAGAAGUCAGCCAUGAGCAGUUGGCUGUCUUCCGGAGCCUUCUUUUCACCUCAGCCGAGGAGGAUAUGCAGAAGAGCAUGGUGAACAACUUCCGUGUGCAGCAGCCUCUCCGGGGCCGUGCCGUCCGCUCCUCCUUCAGUCCCUUCCUGAAGGAGGCGCCAUCCACUGAAGGCGACAAGCACAACCACUGAUGCUGCCAGACCCUUUCGUCUUCUCUUACAGUAACUCACACAGUGACCCCUGUCCACACUUCUGUUGUUUUCCUUUCUUCGUGCUGUCAGAACAUGUUGUUGCUCAUCAACAUCUGAUGCUGGAAGCAGGUUUUUAGAGUGUAGCACAAUGUUGGCAAACUGUUUCUGAUUGGUUGCGGUUUUUAUUUUCUUUUACAAUUUGGUUUGACUGUUGCAGACCAAAAGCCAAUAAGGGAUGCUUGCUGUGGGGAAAAAUAAUAUUGAUAAGAAUGGUAUUUAUUCUAUAUUUACAGUCUUUUCAGUUACUGUAUGUAAAGUUUGUAGCUACAGCUGUGUGUAGGGAGUCCCACCGAGGUGCAGGUACAAACUUCAUGGUCACAGCUACAGCAGAGAGUGCUCUGAUCUCCUCGCUGUGAUGUUUUUAUCCUUAUAAGGAGGCAGGAGCUACUGUAAGUUUACAACACAAUGCCCUGGAGAUUUUACCAAACCGUCAGGGGGAAUGUGCCUCCCCAGUAAAAUACUCAACAUAUCUAAAAUCAUCAGUGUUUUACCACUUGUACCACAAUGUCACUUUUUUCAUUCUUAAAGUUGUAGGAUUUACUGUUUUGUUUUUUUCCAUCUACACACUUUAAACUUUUAGUGUCGUAGCCUGAUAUAAAGAGAUACUUAUGUAUUAUACUUUAUACAUCUUUGUUUUAUUCGGACAUCCUAUAAUUUAAAGAGUCUGAAAGCUGACUCUAAGCUUUGGUUCUUCUACAUAGAACCUGUGUAAUACGCACAAUCAGGCCUGGUUACUAUAGCACAUACACGCAUCCUGAUUGACCCAGAGUGCAUGUACCUGUGUCACACUGGUGCACCCAGUUCUCUUCCUUUACUCUGGCUUACAGUGAUCUCCAUUAGACACUAUAACCACCGUGCCUUUAAAUGUUCUCUGUGUGGCUCACUGCUUUUGGCAGCUUCACCCUCACCCCUCACAGGAUGGAAAGUAUCUGUUCCCCCAAGCUAUAGCUCGGGUACAGUGGUUGGUGGUCACUCUCAGAAAUGGUGGAAGCUCAGCUGCUAUUUACUGUGAUGCUCACCUCUUACUUCCCAGACAGGUGUACUAUGAAGUGAGGAGUCAGUUUUCAGUGUUACAAAGGAAGCUCUGUUUGCUCUCUAUACCUACUUAUGAUGAACUCGUAACCUGGUCUGCAGCAGAGUCAGUUAUCAGUUCAGCUCAUUUUGGCUUGGCCAAAAACUAAACUGAUUUCCACUGAUCUCUCUUCAUUACACUAUGGGACAGCAUCAGACCUGCAUGCACAGGUGUAAAGCUUUAAAGUUGCAGCUGUCAUGGUAACCUAAAGAUGUAUUUGCAUAUAAAAUCCCAGAAUUAACAGUUUUCUUCAGCAUUGAGCUUAUGACUUAUUGGCAACAUCACUGUUGGUUUUAUUGACCUCUGAAUAAAGCAGGCCAGCAGUCUGGGUUAACCACAGUUUGAGGCUUUGUUGAGCAAGCCAACACAAAGAAAGCCUGACUAUGUUGAACUUGCUUCAUAGUACACCUGUCUGGUAAUUUGAAUGAAUCGAGUUGUAAUUGGGAGGAAGCUGCUGUCUUUAUUAGUCUCUGUGGUGCAGUUGUUGUGUUUUAACAGAAGAUUAAUCGCACUAAUGUGAUAGAACAAAUCAGUCUGCUGUUUUUGGAUUGGAAGGGGUUUAAAGUUACAGUUAUAUUUAGCAUAAAAUGUAAUGUAGAAUCCACAUCAUUAUUAUUAUUAUUAUUAUUAUUACUGAUGUUUUAAAGCUAAAGACCUUUUGCAGGAUGUACUUGGAUAGGUCACAGGAGGAUAAGUUACCUCUAAUGUUGCAGCAUGUUUUUAUUUUUAUAUACAAGGAUUCCACUAUUGGAGUUUCACCUGUAACCUAUCCAGAGGGAACCUAUUAUGCUUGUUUCCAUCAACAUAUUUUUAUUCUUGGUCUCUACUUGAGUAGCUUUGGUUAAUUCAUGGUUCAGGAUGAAUUUCUUUCUUCUGAUUGGCUGCUGUUCAUAAACAACGGGUGGGUGGGGAUUCUGCACUCACAGAGAGCUGUGUGCCAGAGUGCUUUGUCACCUGUGACAUUGUACAGGCAAAAAUAUCUGCCAUUUAGAGCAGCGAUAAGCCUGUUUUUUGUCUCACAGUGCACCAUUUAAAACUGAAUAUGAGGAUUCAUCAUUUUAGCAUAAUUAUAUGACAAAAUAUGAAGAAAAAAAGCAUAGUAGUUUCCCUUUUAAAGAUGUAAACUAGAAUAAAUUAAAAUGAUAUGCAGAUCCAGUGCAGGGACACAAAGGUUUUGAAAUCGGGAACAGUUUUAAUGCAAUGUUACAUCAUCUAGAAAGGUUUAGCAGUUAGCAUGUCCAGCAGCCGCAGUGCACGAAAUUGGACUGUGCAGCAACGUCAGAAAGCUAAAAGGAAGUUUGAGGUUAA
Molecule: messenger RNA, 3699 nt
Organism: Neolamprologus brichardi
Lineage: Eukaryota; Metazoa; Chordata; Actinopteri; Cichliformes; Cichlidae
Gene: ca5a
Product: carbonic anhydrase 5a
Cellular component (GO): mitochondrion; cytoplasm
Molecular function (GO): carbonate dehydratase activity; zinc ion binding
Source: RefSeq, a predicted model, not a curated record